AUGCAGAAAACGUUCUGUCUUUGCAGUUUGGCCCUGCUUUUGUCUAUUCUCCAUGUGGGGUACGUUCCGAAUUCCUGUCCUUUUAAUAAUUAAAUGACCAAAAUCAUCCACUAGCAAUGUCCUCAAGAAUUUGCUGAUAAUUUUAAAUGAUCACCGGAGUUGCAUUCCGUUUUUUAUUUAAAAAAAUCUCAUUUAUGAAAACAUGUAUGUACUUGGAUGGUUUAGAGUUAGUAAAAGUUGUAUAAGCCCUAUAAUUUAAACAGCAGUUACUAUAUCAUUUCUAUGUUAACUAUCUUGGUGUCGUUCAACGGCGAAUUAGGAAACGCUGCAGAGAAAAAGAAAGGAAUUUACUAAAAGUCGCAUCUAUCCCACUUUGCAUUUUAUUCAUAAAUUACCAUCCAUCGUCUGUUAGCUACCCCGCGCUUUACCUUAAUAGGACGGUAGAAUGCCAACAGGCUCUUUCUACCUGAUAACCACAUCAAUAUAUAUAUAUAUAUAUAUAUAUAUAUAUGGGGGCUAAAGACCCUGACGGUUGAGUCACACAAAAAGUUUAUUCGAUUAGAGAAGGACGCAGAGCUACAUGAUGCAUUUGUUUUGUUCUAAGGACAUUUUCGACAGCUUAAACAGUACCAUGACCGUAUAAUUUUGGGUACACCCUGAGCGAUUUGGUUUCUUCGUCAAUAUGUGUAUAUAAGUUUCACUAAGUGGAUAUGUUCAAGUAUUCUUAAACACUUGUAUACAACAUUGAGACAUUUCUGGUGCUAAUUUCGUGAACACAACUUGUGACAUGAAGACAAAUUUGUUUUUCAAUGUAAACUUAACAUCAUAAUUGAAGCACUGAUAACUAAAGCAAAAGUACGUAAUGUUGAACUAAAUAUCAAAACUAAUGUCACGCUAAAUAUGGUCACUCGCGGAUAGUUUUUUCUGACCCAUCAUUAACGCAGAACGUAAAGAGGUAUUUUCGACCUGCAUUGGAACUCCGCAUUUGUGAAGUAGCAUAGACGGCAUAGAACAUUUACAUGAAAUAAUCUACUAAGCUUGUACAUGCUGAGUUUACGGAUCGGAGCAACGAUCGACGUCGAGCUAAUUUAACCCCCUUACUUUUGUUCCCAUACCGCUGUGAGAAAUGAAGUCUGAACCUGCGUUCAAGUUGAUUUUUGAAAAAGAACUGAGGGUAAAAUUAAACCCAUCAAACUGCUAAGUGCAGUAAACAUGUGUGUAGUAGGUGUCUUACCACGAAUGCGUUUGCCUAGACUGGGAUAAGCAGGAGAUUUGUUUUCCUUUAUUUCUGCACACAAUAACUUAUGCUGGUAACUUAUCGCCAUUUUCAAAUGACAUCAUUUAAUUUCCAAAAAUCUCUCUCUGCUAUUAUCGCGUUCUCUUGUUUCUGAGGGCAUUAUGGCUGGACUUCCCAAAUAUUUUGGCUGGCAUGCCAAGGGGAAACAGGAUUAUUGAAAAGAAACCGGUAUACAGGAACAGGAUGUUAAAACAAAACUGUCCUGAAUCCAUAAAAUGAUGCCCUGGUCAAGCGACUAAGUUGUACUGUAUGUUACUUAUCACAGGCAAAUUAUUUUUACUACAAUCCACGUGCAUGCUAGUCGGAACCUGCAAAUAUGUUCUGUCGCUGAUAUCUUAAAUGAGAUUAAAAGUAAAGAAUGCCAUAUGUGUAAUAACGUUGACACUGCUUUUCAGUUGCGGAAAGGGUGUCUGCACCUGGAGCCAACGGCUAAUACCAAAGACCGCGACUGGCAACAUCACUCUUGACGUCCCAAUAGUGGACAGUUAUUGGGUACGUUUGUAAUUCGGAACACAUUUUACGUUUUGUAUCCGAGUAACAACUAGCUCUGUUAACCAUUUCGUCGGCAGUUAACUUGGAGUUGUCCAUAUUUUGUUUUUAAAGAGAGGGUAUGUCGGAAAUGAAACCUUCUGGACAUACAUUUGGACAAGGGGCUGGUGCUCGUACAAGGAAGGCUACUUUCGGUGCCCUUACAUUACACGUAUGAAACUCUUGUAAUUUCAACGUGUUUGGCUUAACUUCGUAUAGCCGCAUUCAACAUAUUAAACCACUUAUUCGGUUUCAAUAUUUUCAAACUGUUAUCACAAAAGUUAAUUGUAAUAAAAAAGCUUUGCCCAUUUGAGAAUCUUGACUAGCCCGUGGCGACAGAUGUGGAGUUUUAGUAUUAACACUUUAAGCCAAAAAAUAUUCUAGCAGUAACAAACUGACUUUUUUGAGAUUUUUUCUGUCUUUCUUGCUUAAGGCAACGGUUUGGAUGCAACGCGCCUGACGUUUCCUGACGCCAAAAAGAUUUCCUACGUUAUGCUAAGGGACGAAUAUCCAAUUACGGUUCACAAGGCAGAAGAUGGAAGCAUCCGUAGGUUAACUUAUUGCGCACCUUGACGACGUCGCUUCCCUCGUGUUGACCGUCAGAUGUUUACUAGUGCUGAUAAAACACAGUUGUCCUUAAUCCUUGAAUGUUGUUUUUAUUUCCAGCUGGCUUCUAUGUUGAAGAGGGUACCAAGUUGGAUGUCUGCCCAGACAGCGAAACCGUCCAGUUGUUCUGGACCUUUAAUGGCGAUGAAGGGGAUUUAAAAGAUGUAAGACACGACUUAACGACCUCUGAUAUAGUGCGUAUGUGAAUGAUUUAACAGAUCCAAAUCAGUGCUAUGUUUGACGGUCGGAUCGUAUUCCGUAGCCAUACCUGCGGUACACAAGCCACAGCCUAACCCCUAAUUUAAAGCCCUAGCCCCAACCCUUAACCCCCUAACACCAAUACCUGACCCCUAACCCCUUAUCCUGGCCUCUAACCGCUAACUCAAACGCUCAAUUAAUUUAUUGACUUCGGCUCAAUUUUCAUUAAAAUUUAGGGUCUGACCUUAAAAUUGCACGUCUAGAGCACUAUACUCCGUGGCUUAUAUUUUAAAAAUUCGAAAUUAUCAUAUCAACCAUUAUUUCUAUUUUAAGAUUAGCUGCUAUACUAACGGAAGAAGGCUUUGUUCGGGACUACGACCCUCCACAUCGACGAACGAUGGCAAGUGCGGUAAGUGAUUCUUCUGUGAAUGUUUUUGUUUUCUCAAAUACAGGGUUCACCAAAAGUGACAAUUACUCUGAUUUCAAAGGAGAUUGUAUUUAUCCCUCGCUUUUUGAUUUUGUUUAAUAGAAGAGUAAAGUAUUUUUUAAUUUUUACUCACGAACGAGACUUGCCAUGGGUUUUUUCUGUCGAAAAGCACAAAAACAUUUGAAAUAACCAAGGAAUUAUCUGCUAGCCCUUUCAAAUGUCCACGUGUCACCGUUUGGCCACGCUGCCUAUUUUCCCCACCGUAAUAUUAAACUAAAUGAGACUCCUAACAUGCUUUUUCGUCCUUUCGAUUAAGUCUUUCUCUGCUUUUAAUGUGCCAUUAUAAAAAUCAGCUGGGCUAAACGUUUAUUCUUUUUAGGAUUUCAUAGGCGGAAUGGCCGUGUGACUGUUGGAUAUCAAGUACACAGAGAAGUUUCCGCUUGGACGCUCUACUACUGCCACGCGAACAAGCAACAGACUAUGACACUAACCUACAUUGUAAACUGGGAAGGUACUUUUGCAACCUCCGUGAUAUCUUUACCAUGAACUAUGAAUAAGUCGGUUAAUUAUUUAAAUUGUUGAUAUUGCUCCACAGACACACCUUUAAGAAAGUAAGCGCAGUAUUCAGGAUUAAAUACAGCGAUUUUGGUUGGACUAAGAAGAGAGUAGAAGAUUAGUUUACGGGGUUAAAUAAGGUCCUCGCAUUUGGCAUUUCUUGGGAAUACAGGGUAGGAGCUUACAAAUCGUAGAAGAACACCACUAUGUUAACCAAUUUGGCUACGAAUGUUUACCAACGGAGAACAAUAACUCAUCUACAAUUAGGUAAACAGAAGGGAGUAUUAGUACAGAGCCCCAUCGAGUAUUUAGUAUAGAAAAAGUUUUGCCGUUGUGAAAAUUGCCAUAGGAGUAUUUGCAAGACCAGUUGCCGAGCAUACGUAUGCUCUGGAUAAAUUCUCAUCAGGCCAGUCUUGUAUGCACAGAAGAACCACGUUCGGGCCCCGCACCUAUCUUGGUCAAAGGUCAACUAAUGCUGCAAUCCGCCGCACCCUGCCCUCUUUCUUUGUCUCCGGCAUUGACUGCUCUUCCCCACCCCCCAGCCUCUACAACCACGCAUGUGUUUUAAGACGAAUUUUAUCUGAUUUCUCUUAUCACUGACAUGUUUUGGCUUCUCCCCCGUUCGCACAUAACUGUACUGGCCUGACAAACAUUUGUCCGAUUAUUAACAUGACCGCGUUGUCGUUUGCUUUUGCCGCGACAUUUUGCUGAAUAAGGAGAGAAUAGCAGCGCAUUCGAAACAUUAACGGAUUUUUUUGUUUCAGGCGCCUCCACUAAAUUGCCCACUAAAAAAGACUCUGUACUAGUGGCCCCACAGAAAACGACUUCGGCUUCGGAAAGAGUAACGGGUAUGUCAGCAGUAAUGCCUUAAUUUUUGCGUCUUUUAUUACAAGGCGUCCUCUUACUUUAGAAAGCUAAGACAUAUGCUUGCAAUUUUAUGCUAUACUAAUAAUUAACAUUAGUGCAAGUGCCAAUGUUUAACUCCUAUCAUAAAUAAACGAUAUUUUACGCGCAUAAGCUUAACGGUUAACCUUGAUGGUAUUUCAGCUUAACCACUCUUUUGCAUUUCUUCCUUUAGCUAUAGGGGGUAGCAUCUUCGUUUGUCUCUGGAUGGUCAUGGUGUCGUGGGUUUGCAUCCAGUGGUGA
Messenger RNA from Spirometra erinaceieuropaei, 4757 nucleotides. The record is from the annotation of a GenBank genome assembly. Lineage: Eukaryota; Metazoa; Platyhelminthes; Cestoda; Diphyllobothriidea; Diphyllobothriidae.